Vicia villosa (hairy vetch) is the source of this 735-nucleotide messenger RNA. RefSeq lists its product as uncharacterized. The record is from RefSeq and is a predicted model, not a curated record. Lineage: Eukaryota; Viridiplantae; Streptophyta; Magnoliopsida; Fabales; Fabaceae. The transcript has a single exon. The coding region runs from base 1 to 735 and encodes 244 amino acids.
AUGCCACCUUCGAUCGAUGCAGGCUCAGAUAUUAGGAUUGAUGUUGGUCAAGAUGGUGAUCAUUUCAAUGUUGGAGUCAUGUACAGGUUGCUUGACGAUUGUGAGGACAAUACAAGUAUCGUUUCAUGGAAAUACAUUUGGAAAAUCCAAGCAACGAAACAAGUUCGAUGCUCUGUUUGGAUCCUUCAUCGUGACAUAUUGCUCACAAAUAGUAGAAAGCACAUAAUGGGUCUUGGCAGCGCUAUGUGUUCCUUUUGCAACAAUAUUGAAGAAGAUACUAACAAACAGUUUAACUUUUUUGCAAGUAACUUGAAGGAUUGGAUCUCUUCUAAUAUGAAUUGUAACUUAUGGUGGAAUGCAGAUAAAGAUUGGAUGACCUUUUGGGCUACCGCUUACCAUAGCAUUUGGACGUGGCAUAAUAGGGAGACACGUGAUGGAAGCCUCAAUAGACCGUUGUGCAUGAUAACUCACAUCAACAAUUUGGUCCAGGAUUACGAGCAUGUGAAAACUGCAGCAAACAUCAACUUAUGCCUCAUAGAGUUGCCUCAUAGAGUUUUGCGUUUCAUGAAGUGGGAAGCGUCUAUGGUGGGCUGGGUUAAAUUGAAUACAAAUGAAGCUAGGGACAACCACAGAAAUACAACUUGUGGUGGUAUCAUCAGAGGGAGUAAGAGAGAGUGGGUUGGAGGUUUCUCUAAAUAUAUUGGAAUAAGUAGUGUUUACAUAACAAAACUUUGA